Rubroshorea leprosula is the source of this 617-nucleotide messenger RNA. The record is from the annotation of a GenBank genome assembly. NCBI's taxonomy places the organism in Eukaryota, Viridiplantae, Streptophyta, Magnoliopsida, Malvales, Dipterocarpaceae.
AGCACCUAAUCUCGUAAAAUUUCCUCUGCAUGCAUUCCGUAAACCACAUCACCAUUAUUUCACCAUGGCUGACCAAAAUCAAAAGCCUAAGCUGGUAGAGAAGCAAUCCGUCAUGCCAGAGACAGAACGAGUCGUAAUUCGAAGAUUGGCAGGCAAGAACACAGGCAUUGAAGAACCAAACGCCCUCGACCAGGUUGAUUCGGACGCAACCAAUGAUGCAAACAGCAGCAGCAGUCUAGACUGCAAAGUCGUUCGACAUUCCAGCAAUGAUGGUGGGCAAGAAGACAUGUAUCUAAUGAAAUUGGAGGCAACAAGGAGGAAACUGAAAGAAAGAUAUGUAGAAAUUCAAGAGGCUGGGAGGAAGAAGAAGAUCAGAAUCAAUGAUUUCAAAGAUAUAUCCGAGCGAGUCCCUCCUCCUGUUGAGCCAACCCAGCGAAGGAAAAAAAUUAAACGACUUAAGAUUGUUAAAAUUGGACGUUGAAGGGGGCAGAGUAUGAUUGUGACAGAAAGGAUACUAACGAUUUCACUAUUAUAGGACAGAAGGCUUAGGUUUUUAUUAUUUAAUUUGUUUCAUUGCGGUACUGUAAAAAUUAGUUUAAUCAAAUUCGACACUGUAG